Messenger RNA from Talaromyces amestolkiae, 696 nucleotides. RefSeq lists its product as uncharacterized. NCBI's taxonomy places the organism in Eukaryota, Fungi, Ascomycota, Eurotiomycetes, Eurotiales, Trichocomaceae. The coding region runs from base 1 to 696 and encodes 231 amino acids. The record is from RefSeq and is a predicted model, not a curated record. The transcript has 4 exons.
AUGAAUAGAGGGAUCACUCUCUGGGCCAACUGGGGCUUGAUCGGUGCGGUUAUCGCGUGGGCUGUUGCAUCGAUAGUCGCUCUUGCAGCACGAUGCUCAUCGCCUCAUCCAUGGAGCUUUGUGGACGGAAAAUGCGAUUACCAGGUCGCCAUGUUUCAAGGAAUUGGUGCAGUCAAUAUUAUCACUGAUGUGGCCUUGGUUUUUUUGUCCUGCGCCGUGCUCUGGACUGUGCAAGUAUCUUUGGGCAAGAAAUUGCGAAUCAUCAGUUUGCUUGCGAUCCGCCUCGUCGUCGUUAUUGCGGUGGCAUUCCAGAUACACUACUACAUCAUUCUCUCACAGUCCGCCGACAAAACAUGGGCACAGAUGAAUGCAAGCAUUUGGGAUCAAGCUGUGUUGAAUCUCAGCAUAAUCGCAACCUCAAUCCCAUCCCUGGGCCGUCUCGCCCACGAGUUGCAACCAAAUGUCAACGCCUUCGCAAUGACCGAGAACCACGGUCUUCGAUCUCGCGACAAAUACGCAAUAUCAUCGCUAGCGAACCAUUACCCACGCGAAACCGCCGAGCAGAAUAUGCUAGGCACGCAUACUUCCAUUCAUGGAAGUGUCGAUGGUGAAACGGAGAGCAUGGAAGGACUCGUCAGAGAUGGUAUUCAGCAAAAUGUUUUCAUAUCAAGGACUGUAGAGCUCAAAGUUGAGUAG